Molecule: messenger RNA, 7244 nt
Organism: Polypterus senegalus (gray bichir)
Lineage: Eukaryota; Metazoa; Chordata; Cladistia; Polypteriformes; Polypteridae
Gene: pard6a
Product: par-6 family cell polarity regulator alpha
Exons: 3
Coding region: 84-1223 (379 amino acids)
Biological process (GO): regulation of cellular localization; centrosome cycle; establishment or maintenance of cell polarity
Cellular component (GO): apical plasma membrane; nucleus; cell cortex
Molecular function (GO): protein kinase C binding
Source: RefSeq, a predicted model, not a curated record
GUGUGUUAGAAGCAAGCGGGCUCCGCUGGUAGUACUCAGCGGUGGCUGGGCAGCAGACGGUGUGAGCAAGACGAACCCUUUACAUGGUUUUCAACGUUAGGAUUACACGACAUCUGACAGACAUGUCGCGGCAUCAAAGGACACCAUCUAGAAGCCCUGACAACGUUAUUGAGGUCAAAAGCAAAUUCAAUGCAGAAUUUAGAAGAUUUGCUUUGAAGAGGUCAAAUGUUGGGGGAUUUCAGGAGUUUUACAGGCUAAUUCAGUCAGUUCAUCAGAUUCCCUGUGUGGAUGUUCUGCUUGGAUAUACAGACAUUCAUGGAGAUUUGCUACCUAUUAACAAUGAUGACAACUACAACAAAGCCUUAUCUUCAGCCAAUCCGCUUCUCCGGAUUAUUAUACAGAAGAGAGCUGAAGCAGACAUAGGACUUUUCCCAUAUGGAUCUCUCCCACGUAAAAAGAAGGGGCUUCAUGGCCUUCGUCCAGUUCACAAGUCAAAGCCACACCUUCCUAUCGGAUUACCACAAGACUUCAGACAGAUCUCUUCCAUUAUUGACGUAGAUAUUCUUCCAGAGACACAUCGUCGUGUCCGUUUACACAAACAUGGCACUGAUAUGCCUUUAGGCUUUUACAUUCGAGAUGGAGUAAGUGUGCGGGUCACACCCCAAGGAUUGGAGAAGGUGCCAGGUGUCUUCAUAUCCCGAUUGGUUAAAGGUGGGCUAGCUGAGAGUACAGGCCUACUAGCUGUAAAUGAUGAGAUCUUGGAGGUGAAUGGAAUUGAUGUUGUGGGAAAAUCCCUGGAUCAAGUGACAGACAUGAUGGUGGCUAAUAGCCACAAUUUGAUUGUGACUGUGAAGCCAGCAAAUCAACGGAACAAUGUGGUACGUAGUAGCAAGGCAUCAGGCAGUUCUGGUUUCUCAAGUGACUCAACUCCCAGCCCAGCGUCCCAUUAUAUCAGUAACUGCAGUACACAUGAAGGAGAGAGUGAUGAUGAGGGAGACUUGAUCAUUGAGAAUGACAGCUUACCACCAUACCUUGCAUCAGGUUUUAUGGAUGGUGACCAUCAGAGUCUCCUUCAGCACUUUCAGCAAAGUUUUUCUCUUCAUAGUUCACUCUCUGACAGCAAAGCCUCACUGAGCUCCACAAACACUCACAAUGGGAGCCCCAGCAAAUUUAGCACCAGUCAGGAGAGUAUGAGAGAAGAUGGCAAUAUUCUUACCCUCUAACAAACUGGAUUAUCAUGCCUGAAAAGAAAGACUGACUGUGCCCUUUUUAGGAGAUUGCAUUGAGAUGACCUGUUCUGUCAAAGCUAGAGAAUACAUCAAGCAGUUUUUUGUCUCUUCCAAAAUAAGAAAACUUAAUCAACAACCAGAAUAUUUAAACCCCAAAAUCAAUGGCUUGUUAAUUUUUGGGGAUGCAUCCUUGAAGGACUACAAGAGAAAUGUUUCUUAGUCCUUCAACAAUCAUGAUUGGUGUCCUAACAUCACACUUUUUUUUUUUUUUUGACCAUUCACAAAUUAUUGUCAAAGUGGUGUUUAUGAUUUGGGGAGACUACAAGAAACCUUGAGUUCUAAAUUUUUGUACUUGAUACUGUUCUGUGGGGUUUUAUUUCUUUUCUCCAGCCAGACAAGACCACUAGUGACUAAGCCUUAAUUUUGAUUGUACAGCCAUUCUGUAAACAUGUUUGACACCAUUGCUUUUAUAUAGUUAAAGUUAGGCUAAGUUAUAGACAGGUGAAGCAUGAUGUUUCACAUCUCUGACAUAUAAAUCACUACUCAUUUUAAUCUGUAGUACUUUGACCAACAUUUACAUAAGUCUGUGCUUGUCCCUGUCUUACACCAAAGGCUGCUGGGAUAGGCCCUGAUUCCCUGUGUAUGUCUGUAAUGGAAAAUGCUUGCCAGGUAAAUGAAUAUAUAAAUAAACACACAGUAUGUGUGCUUACUCAAGCAAACUGGAUAGGCUUUUAUCUUAGCUGUAUGCAAAUUAUGCCCCACAGUUUUAUUAUAUUUAUGAAAAUGUUUUGUCCUGUAAGUUGUCAUUGAAAUAUAUUCCUUUUAUUAGGUACAGUAUAUUCUAUAUAUUUAUACAUAUAAAAUAACAAACAUAAUAACUGGUACUGCCAUCAUGGAUAGUCUUAGCUCAUUCAUAUACUUAUUGCUUUAUUCUAAUCUAUUGGCGUGGUUUGAAUUUGAGAAGUAAUAAAAUAUAAGAAAGCACACAAAUAAUUGGCACGCUAGUCUGCUUUACAAUGUUUUCCCACUGCUUAGCUAUAAAUUAGUCAAGUUUGAUUUAGGUUCAGACACUCACAUUUCAAGAUGAAAUGUUAUUUUUAUAUUCAUAUUCCGACAAUAACAUUUGUUAAAUCUUGAUUUAAUAUUAAUUUCUAUGAUCAUCAUUUUAAUUAUGCAUUUUGCUUGCUGAAUGCCCAAAAUAAGAACAAUAUAUAAAAUGCUAUUUGAUAUUAAAACUGAAUUUGGAGAUUUUUUCAAAGAUUUAUUGAUGCUGAUUAAUUAUUUGCAGUUUCUUUUAAUUUUAAUGGUUUAAUUUUAUACAUUUUCUAAUAGUUUGAGAUAGGGGCUGGCUUCCAGGAUUACACAAACACAGUAUGAAGAGAUUUCCUUGUUUAAGAUAAUGCAUAUAUAAAAUAUUAUAACAGACAACCUUAGUGUAAUACCCUAACUCUGCUUUACAAAGUUUUGCGCUACUUGUCUUUUAUAAAGGGCAUAUGGCUUUAAUUUCUAGAAAUCCCUAGGCAUUACCAUGUCAUGGCCCCUAGCAGGCAUAUGAGCACAACUGCCCCAAGAAACCACCCUUUCAGUUAUAUGCACAUGCAUCAGAGUCUAUAUUCUCACAGUCUAGGGCUUUCCUUGAAUAGGCUGUCCAAUUUGGAUUUUCCUCUGUUUCUGCAAACCUCGAUAAAAGGAAAUUUAAUAUAUACAGAAAACAUAAUUUAGUGUUUUUUCCUGGUUGAAAGGCAAAGAAAGUCUGAUAUAAAGUGAUUUGCAUGUCAGAGAUAACUGCUAGGGCACUAACUUCUUUUUCCAGAGAUAUAUGAAAUGUUUCUGAAAUAAUAUAUAGGUUACCGAUAUAGUUUUUAAAGUGUUAGAUAGGAUAAUACUAAUGUUCCACAAAUAUGUAAAAAAAAGGCUGUGCUACUUUAAAGUAAAGGAAACAAUGCUCUAUGCAGAGGGGUUCAUCCUGCAAAACAGUGAGGUUUACUGUUGUUCCCUGUUCAUUAACAUUACAAAGGACCUACAAUACAGUAAAACUUUUAUCAUAAUUGUGGACAUCACAAGGCGUAUAUCAGACAUUUUGUGACUGACAGUUGGAUUUGAGCAUUUGUGUUGUAUUUGUUAGAAGGGCUGGACAAAAUGGCCUGCAAAGCACUUUCUGUCAUUCCAGAUCUUACCAAGAAUUUUAUUUGCUACCUCUUUUUACUCACAAGGAUCAGGUAUGGUGUAUGUUACAGCCUCUGAAAUACUGUUUGUGAGGCCUUCUUACAAUGGAUGUUGGCUUCAAAUGGUACACUGCACUGCAAAAAUGUAUUUUGCACAAGUUUUAAAUGAAAGCUUUUGCACCAUUUUUUCUUUGGUUCAAAGUGUAUGGGCACAUUACAGAUCUCAAAAUGUAAGUGACAUUUGAAUACACUUAUGGAUAAAAUCCUUAACAAGGACAAAUACAGCUGCUGAUGUGUACUCCUGUUUAAAGAAGAAUUUUAAUGAAGGAAUAUAUUUUUUUGUUCAUCAAAAUAUUUUUUUGUUUAUAACUGGAACCUCGACUAUCUGAUCCUUUUUUUUUUUUCGUUUCUCCUUUGCAAAUUUACAACCACUUUUUUCAUUUUCCAAUUACUGAUUGGUGAAAUCUUUGUCAAAACUGGUUUUAUAUACUGCUGUCUCAUGAGUUGUUCUUGCAAAAGAAAAAUUUUAGACUACCAGUACAGACUUUCUGUUGCCAGUUGCCUAAUAUGAGUUUCCCUAAAUUAAUGUGGAGUUGAAAUCUAAUAUAAAAACAUAAUCUUGCAUUAGAUUUACACAAGAGUGCUGCUGAUUUGUAGAUAUUUGAUUCUGGGUUAAAAAUUUACCCCAUUCACCCCUGAGUGGAAUUUGCACAUUCAAUCCAUUUUCCCAUUGUUUUCUCUGCAACAGCUUGAUUUUCCUCCUCUUUCACUCCAAUGAUAUGUGUAUGUGGUUAAUAUUACCCUGUGAUGGAAAGUCAUCCUGUCUAACGUUGCCUUGGAAAAUUAAUGUAUUGAUUUGCAUGAUGCACAUAUGUAUUCUGAGUGACUUGCAAGGCAAUAAAAAUGCCCAAUUUAUAUACACACAACUGAUGGCAAGACAUUCAAGAACUUAAGUUGACACUUUUCAUACAGUUUGAACAUUAAAUGGAAAGUUAUAGUGAUAAGCCUUGGGACUGUUUGUAUGUAUGUGUCUACCUUUUGAAUGUUUCUUCCCAUCAAAACACAAACUGUGCAGCACAUGGGUGGACAACAGCUAUUCAUUUGCUGGACAGUUUCUGUUUUUUCUUGGUUUUGUCCUAAAAUUGAUCUGAGAGCUUCCAUUGGUGUAUAAAUGGGUAAAAAGUUAAUUGGGCUUAGGGUUAUUAGUUUGGACUUGACUCUGGUUAGCAGCCAAAUACUAAAUCAAUUUUUAAAUGAUUUGUUUAAUUUUUGAGUCAAAGUUUUGUAUUAUAAUAUUAAUACAACUUGUGCAGUACAGAUUUAACCUUGAAGCCAUUACAGCACAAAGCCUGGCAGAUUACUGACUUUUAUCACUACUGUCUAUCCGAAAAUAUUAGUUUUGAGCAAAACCUAUCCAUUCCCUCCAUCCUUCAAAUUCCCCACUUUGAUUUACUGUAUUUCCACAAAGGUUUGGCCAACAUGAGACUUGUACUGGCUAGUCAAUCUUGUUUUUUAUUAUUAAAAACCAGACCUCUAGGUGAUAUCGUUAUGGGGCUCAUUGGGAGAAUAAACUUUGCUAAAGCACAAUUGCAUACUUAUGGGAGGUGAUAUACUGAUUUUCUUGUUUUUAUUUGUAACUAUGAGUUUUACGUUUGCACAUGCUGGAGUAUGUCACUAGGUCUCAUUUACAUUCUUUUUUUUCUGCAUUCUUCAAAUUGUUUUGUUUUUUUCACCAAGAUUGUUUAAUUACCAGUAAAUAAUCAGAUUCUCAAUUCCUAUAAUAUUUACAAGUUUUUCCAACUUUAUAACGCAUUUAUAACUAAGAUAAAGUCACCAUGCCCUUGACUAUAAACGCCAGGGCUAUUAAGACCUGUCCUUUUGGGUACUUGAAUGGUCUGUUUGGAGGGACCAUGCUAAUUCAAUGAUAUUACAUCCACCAGAUUUAACAAAAGCUAUUGGGAGUGCAAGACAGGACAAAGGCAGACACUUUAUAGAGGUUCAGAAUGUUAACUUUACUUCUGAAGAGACUCUGUAAAGUAAAAAAUGCCAUACGGUGCAGUGUAUCUGCAAUAUUAUAAACUGUGACUUAUCAUAAUGCACACAAUAUUUAAGAUAUUCUAACAGAAAUGUUAAGGCGAGCCAAGAAUAUAACUUUUUAUUUUCUUUUUACUGUGAUGUCUCCAUUUAGAAACCCAGAGUUUGCUCAACUGUUAUGUAACAUAAGAGAUAUCUAGGGAAGUGGUACAGACUAAACAUUCUACAUCAGCUAUCUUAAUCCUGCUGUUUGCUGUAUCUUUAUUUUGCUGAAACUGCAAUGAAAUGCAUAAUAUACUGUAUAAUGUAUUUCAGAUAUGAAGCCUAUCAUGUUUCCGUUUCUUUUUUCCUUUUUGAAAAAUUGGGUAUGAAGGUUUAGUAUAUGAAAGGGGUAGAACUCUGAGAAUUUCCUCCUACCCCGUUAUAUAAUUUACAACCAUCUAAUAUGGUCUGAAGUUUAAAUAAUGCUUGUUUUAGCACAGUUGUCUGCUUAAUGCAGGGGUUCUCCAUUCCAGUCCUGGAUAGUUCCACUGGUUUCAAGUCAUCGUCCCAAUCAAUUUCUUACUGAGAGACUUUUUUUUUUUUCCCUAAUUCUGAGAUUAAGUAAAUUCUGAUUUACUAGUUUCUGGGAUUCCCAGAUAUUAGAGGGACUCAAUCUCAGUCCUGGGUGAGCAUGGUAGUUACAGGUUUACAUUGCAAACAGUCAGUUUGAAGGUGAUUGAGGACACGGCUUGUAGUGAAAAUCUUUAUUUUUGGGACUGAGAUGCCGAUACUGAGCUAUUCUGGCUUAAAAAAUAAUGUGGUCUUUACCCAGCCUCUUGACAUCAGCCAUAGGGCUUGCCUUGAUCUUGCCUUGAUGCUCCAUACUUGUACGAUCUAUUAAAACAUGCAGAAAUUCUUAAAUGGCUUACAUAAAAGACGUUUGUGUUGUGGCAGUGAUGCUUGUGUCCUUGGUCCGUUUGCCAUUAAUUCAGAUUGUGGAAGUACCAACAAAAAGUAUGCUGAACAGCAGGAUUCUUCCUCUUAUGUGCUGCAUAGGACAUAGAAAUCAAAAAAUGGUUCUUGAUAAUAAAUUUGCUUAAUCUAAUUGCAGAGAGACCUGUGGGUUAUAUUGAAGACAACAUAAAAAAUGUUUUAAAAUAUGAUUUAUUGAUCUUAAGUCUAACUUAGCUGACUUUUAACUUCCACAUUUCCAAGCUUAACUGAUCAUGUAAAUUUGACUUGUCUUCAAAACAUUUACUUUUGAUGGUGUAAAGGGUAUAUUUUAGAGUCACAAGCUUCUGUCAUUGCAUUCACAUUUCACAUCAAGAGAGCUCAAUGGGCAAUUUUAAUAAAUAAAAAGUUGGGCACAGAAUCCAGUCUACAUGACAGAGGGUUGGUACUCUUCAGGCUGACAAAGAGACACACUAAUCCUCAGAACUUGAUGUCAAACACCAAGAGCAGUACGCUCUAAUCUUUAACUGAGGCUUGUCUUAAGCCCGACUUGUAUUUAACUAUAGACUUUUUUUAGGUAAACGUACAUUAUAUAUGUGUACAAAACAAUGAAGGGAAAUUUUUAUUACCAUGGGAGAUUUUCUAUAAGACGUUUUAUAUAUUAAAAUAUGGACAGUAUUUUUUCAUAUUCUUGUACUUUUUUGUAUAUGAGAAUUCCUUGACGUCUCUGUAUCCAUCAUGAUUUGGAGGGAUAGGAGGGGAAAUCAAGACAAAUUUAUAAUAUAUUACUGAAUCAAAGGGUUCUGGGUGUAAAAUACUGUGAAUGUUAUACAUGUAACCUGAUUAUAAAAUAUUAUCUAAGAAAAUAAAGAUGAUGCUUAAA